AUGCGGUUCGCGGUGAAGUUUGUGCUGGUGACAUUUGCGAUCAGCGCUGUCAACGGGACGCAAUUUUCGGUAUCCUCCACCCCCGACAGACACCAUCGCCACACAUCUCCAUGCCUCGCAAAUAUCACCCACGAUAGGGUGUUAUUAAAGCGUGUUAGUGUGAUAUCGAAAUAUAUAUUUACGGGAAAGGUGCACGGCGUGAAUACAGAAAAUACCACGAGGGUUUAUAAAGUUAAUAUACGACGUGUUUUAAAAGGCGAUCUGAAUGACAUUGGCAUUACGGUUGGGUACGGGAAAGCGGCGUCGCUACUAUUCAGCGAUGCUACAAUUUUAGUGCAAAGUUCGAUAGACUGGAAAUGUCGACCUUUACGAGUGCGGACGUACGCUAUAUUUUUAACAGAAAAGAAUCGCGGCAGUGUUGGAAAUCCCGUACGACUGAAGUUAGUUGUGGAACCCGUAUUGCUGACGCUUCGCAACAUAGAGAUUAUAGAAGCUGCUAUCAAAGGUGAGGAUUUGUAG
Messenger RNA from Pieris rapae (cabbage white), 519 nucleotides. RefSeq lists its product as uncharacterized. Bases 1 to 519 code for a protein of 172 amino acids. The transcript has a single exon. NCBI's taxonomy places the organism in Eukaryota, Metazoa, Arthropoda, Insecta, Lepidoptera, Pieridae. The record is from RefSeq and is a predicted model, not a curated record.